Molecule: messenger RNA, 2588 nt
Organism: Ooceraea biroi (clonal raider ant)
Lineage: Eukaryota; Metazoa; Arthropoda; Insecta; Hymenoptera; Formicidae
Product: ATP-dependent RNA helicase DDX42
Molecular function (GO): nucleic acid binding; ATP binding; RNA helicase activity
Source: RefSeq, a predicted model, not a curated record
GGUUAUAAAAAUGAACUAUAAAUACUGCCCACAGUAAUGGCGUUUCAUAGUUUAUGAUUGUUUGUGACAAGAGUCUGCUGUUCGAUAUUCCGAUUGUGUCGAGAUAAAUGCGAAUAAACUCGUGAAUUCACAAGGCACUGACUUUUUGCCAACGCAAUGAGCUAUCAUCGAGGAGGUAGCAACAAGCCGAAGGGCUUUGGAUUUGCAGGCUUUCAAAUGUCUGGUAAAAGAAGCGGCACUAACAUACCUCCGCCUCCACCAAAUUCUACAUUGAGUAAGCAAGGCUAUCAUACAAUGAAUGCCAUUACGGAAAACGCUUUGUCUGCUUGUUGGGGCGUGCCUAAGAAGCGCAGCAAAACGGAAGAAGAAUAUUUUGAGGACGACGACGAACCUCCAACUUCCUCAUUGGAAUACAUACCUGCACCUGGUUCUCCUACUUAUGACUUGAUGAAGAAAUCAACUGCAAAAGAUGAGAGCGACAGCGAGGAGGAUACCCUGGACGCAUUCAUGGCGAGUAUCGAUGCAGAAGUCAAGCGAAAUAAAUGUGUCGCUCAACAUGACGAAAAUCGCAAGGAAGACAAGUCCAAGGGAUUCCGAGCGGAUAUUGAUGGGGAAGAUGACGAAGAGAGUUACUACAGGUACAUGGAGGAAAAUCCAACCGCUGGUUUGCAGCAGGAAGAAUCGGAUCAAGAAAUUGAAUACGACGAGGACGGCAAUCCAAUUGCCCCACCGAAAAAGAAGGAGAUUGAUCCAUUACCACCGAUCGAUCACAGCGAGAUAAAGUACGAGCCGUUCGAGAAAAACUUCUACAAUGUGCACGAGGAGAUCGCGAGUCUAAGUAAGCAGCAGAUUGAUGACCUGAAGAAGACCCUGGGCAUAAAGGUAUCCGGACCGUCCCCGCCAAAUCCGAUCACCAGUUUCGGCCAUUUCGGUUUCGAUGAUGCACUGAUAAAGGCUAUCCGCAAAAAUGAGUACACGCAACCCACGCCUAUACAAGCGCAGGCAAUCCCGGCUGCUUUAAGUGGACGGGACAUAAUAGGUAUAGCGAAAACCGGUAGUGGAAAGACAGCGGCGUUCAUCUGGCCGAUGUUGGUGCAUAUUAUGGACCAACGUGAACUAAAAGCCGGAGAUGGUCCCAUCGGUCUUAUCCUGGCGCCCACUAGGGAAUUGUCUCAACAGAUUUAUCAAGAAGCGAAGAAAUUCGGUAAGGUUUAUAACAUCCAAGUGUGCUGUUGCUACGGAGGUGGCAGCAAAUGGGAGCAGAGCAAGGCGUUGGAAAGCGGUGCGGAGAUCGUGGUCGCUACUCCUGGUAGAAUGAUCGAUUUAGUUAAGAUGAAGGCAACGAGUCUCAGCAGGGUAACAUUCUUGGUCCUCGACGAAGCUGACAGAAUGUUCGACAUGGGAUUUGAACCGCAAGUGCGAUCUAUAUGUAAUCACGUGAGGCCUGACCGACAGACGUUGCUGUUUAGCGCGACGUUCAAAAAGAAAGUAGAGAAGCUCGCCAGGGACGUGUUAACGGAUCCUAUCAGGAUCGUACAGGGAGACGUCGGCGAGGCUAAUACCGACGUGACGCAACACGUCGUUAUGUUCCAUAAUAAUCCUAGCGGCAAGUGGAACUGGCUGUUGCAGAAUUUGGUCGAGUUUCUCAGUGCCGGCAGCCUCUUGAUCUUUGUCACCAAGAAGCUGAACGCGGAAGAACUCGCCAACAAUCUCAAACUGAAAGAGUUUGACGUGCUACUUCUGCAUGGUGACAUGGAUCAGAUUGAAAGGAACAAAGUGAUCACCGCUUUCAAGAAAAAGGAUGUCAGCACUUUGGUUGCUACUGACGUAGCCGCGCGAGGAUUGGACAUUCCACAUAUCAAGACGGUCGUGAAUUACGACGUAGCGCGCGAUAUCGAUACGCAUACGCACAGAAUAGGAAGAACAGGGCGAGCCGGUGAGAAAGGUACGGCGUACACCCUUGUAACCGAAAAAGAUAAGGAAUUUGCCGGACAUUUGGUGAGGAACUUGGAGGGGGCGAAUCAAGAGGUGCCAAAAAGCUUGAUAGAUUUGGCCAUGCAAAGCGCGUGGUUUAGGAAGUCGAGGUUCAAAGGCGGGAAAGGAAAGAGUCUGAAUAUCGGCGGGGCCGGACUCGGCUUCCGAGGCAGGCCCGAGUCGUCAAACUCGAGCGGAUCCUCGUCGCAGACGUCCAAGGACAUCAGCGAGGUCGUUAAAAAGUUGGAGAGACAAGGUCCCGGCAGCGAUCGGCUAUCUGCGAUGAAAGCCGCUUUCCGAAGUCAAUAUAAUUCCCAGUUCCGAGCAUCAUCGGAUCACACCUGGGAGCAAACAAUCACGCCACCGUCGGUGAUAAUGCCACCGCCACCACCGCCGACCGUUCCGCCACCGAAGCCUGCGGCGCAGGACAACCAGGCCUCCAACUCGGCGGCACCGGAGCGCAAAAGAGUGCGAAAGAGUCGGUGGGAAUGAUCAAGUUAAUGUACCAUUAUCUGUGUAUACUAUAUAGGAAUUACUGAAUUAGUAUGCUAUAUCGAAAUGAUAAAACGAACUGACUUGUUUUUUAUUACAAUAAAAUUUAAUUUUAGCAAUUC